Molecule: messenger RNA, 2873 nt
Organism: Cryptomeria japonica (Japanese cedar)
Lineage: Eukaryota; Viridiplantae; Streptophyta; Pinopsida; Cupressales; Cupressaceae
Product: protein NUCLEAR FUSION DEFECTIVE 4
Exons: 3
Coding region: 530-2386 (618 amino acids)
Cellular component (GO): membrane
Source: RefSeq, a predicted model, not a curated record
ACCAUCUGAGUUUAUGCCCAUUAAAUGUGAGGAAAAAUCUAUUCUGCGAAAAAAACAAGCCACAUAUAUAGAUUUGAUCUGUUGAUGUGAGCAAGAACGUCAUGUCCUUUUGUCUCUAGUCAACUGGUAAAGGAUAACACAAGUACGUAGGUAUAUGUUCUGUUCCCUGCUGGCAAAUUGAUCCCAUGACACGGAUCAAUCUGAUCAAUCCUUUAUCUAAUUUCAUUUCUUUGACAAUUUCCUGAUCUGGGCACAGUACAAAUUUGGGAAGCAAUUCGGGCUACUAACACAAUCCAAUCCAAGCUCAGACAUGCCAGGAAGAUCCGACAUGGUGGGACCCAUGAUGUUUUCUGUGGUGGGCCCAUAAGACCGAUAUUUAAAAGCAGCCGACACCAUUGCUCUGCAACAAUCUCUAAAGCUAAGAAUAAGAAUGAUGAUUUAAGGAUUUCAGGUUUUUAUUGUAUAGAAUUGUAUAUUGAGAUCAACUGGAAAGGAUUUCGUAAGCAAAAGAUUUCAUUUUGGGGAAAGAAUGAAGGGAGUAGAGGUUGUGAAGCAGAUAUGGCGCAAUAGAUGGUUUGUUGUAGUUGCAAGCAUAUGGGUUCAAUCAUGUGCAGGUCUUGGGUAUGUGUUUGGAAGCCUUUCACCCAUUAUCAAGAGCUCGUUGCAUUACAACCAGAAGCAGAUAAACAGAUUGGGUGUGGCAAAGGAUAUUGGUGACAGUGUUGGAUUGGUUGCAGGGUCCCUCUGUGAAAUCCUGCCUACAUGGGGACUUCUGUUGAUUGGUGCAUUGCAAAAUCUUGUUGGAUAUGGUUGGCUGUGGCUUAUAGUGUUGCAUAGAGCACCCACCUUGCCAUUUUGGAUGAUUUGUGGGCUUCUGUGCAUUGGAGCCAAUGGAGAAACAUAUUUCAACACAGCUGCACUGGUAUCCUGUGUGAAAAUUUUUCCCAAGAACAGAGGCCCUAUUGUUGGAAUACUGAAGGGGUUUGCAGGCUUAAGCGGUGCAAUAUUUGCACUGAUAUAUGCGGCCAUGUGUGCUCCUGAUCAAGCUGCCUUUAUUAUCCUGGUAGCAGUUGUUCCUUCUCUGGUGGUCAUGAGCAUGAUGUUCAUUGUGAGGCCAAUUCCCAUUAGAGAGCAGAAGCAAGAAUCAGAUUCUAACUAUUUCAAUUACAUAUAUGGCUUCUGCAUGUUAUUGGCUGUCUAUCUGAUGGCUACCAUGCUUGUGCAAGAUGUCUUUGAUGUGAAGAGGAUAUUAAGCAUAAUUUUCUUUGUUGGACUGCUCAUUCUCCUGCUUCUUCCUUUGGCUUUGCCUCUGAUCUCAACCUUUUCUGGGGACACUCAUUCCACUUGUCCUGUAACUGCUUAUACAUCUCCUGCAGUGCAUGAACCACUCCUGCAAAAUGAUCCAUCUCUGACAACACUUACACAACAGUCCAUCCAUGGUAGUUUUCUUCUGAGUGAACUUGAGGAUGAGAAGACUCGUGAAGUGGAUCUUCUCCCAGAAUGUGAGAGAAGAAAGCAUUUGUCCCGGUUACAUAGUCGCCUACUGCGUGCUGCUGCAGAAGGUGCUGUGAGAAUCAAGGGAAGAAGAGGACCACACAGAGGUGAAGAUUUUACUCUGAUGCAGGCUCUCAUAAAGGCUGACUUUUGGCUACUCUUCUUUGCCUUGCUGUUUGGAGCAGGAUCAGGCUUGACUGUCAUUGAUAAUCUGGGUCAGAUGAGUCAAUCAUUGGGAUAUGAUAAUUCUCAUAUUUUUGUGUCCAUGAUAAGCAUUUGGAACUUCCUCGGUCGUGUUGGGGGUGGAUUUUUGUCUGAGAUUGUUGCGAGGGACUAUGCAUAUCCACGACCGGUGACAAUGGCAGUAGCUCAAAUUCUGAUGGCUAUUGGGCAUUUUCUUUUUGCAAUGGGUUGGUCUGGAUCUCUAUAUACAGGCACUCUGCUUGUUGGUCUAGGAUAUGGUGCCCAUUGGUCUAUAACACCAGCUACUGCUUCUGAACUCUUUGGGCUGAAGAACUUUGGUGUCCUAUACAAUUUUCUUACCAUGGCUAAUCCAGCAGGAUCUUUAAUUUUCUCUGGCUUCAUUGCUGGUUCAAUCUAUGAUUGGGAAGCAGAAAAGCAGCACCAACCAAGGCACCAUAUGAAGGCUGGUACUAUGACAACUGGGCCUUUCGAUGAGGACCACCCCUUGAAAUGUGUGGGUGUAGUGUGUUUUUCCCUCACAUACAAGAUCAUGGUAGGAGUGUGUAUCUUCGGGGCAGUCCUGAGUAUGAUUCUUGUUUACAGGACCAGAAGAGUUUAUCGCACCAUCUAUGCACAACAGAGUUCUUCUAUGAAGGAGGUUAAAACUUCAUAUGCAAAGCAUGAUCAGGAAGCAUCAUGCAGUAUCUAGUGUGCCCUGCAAAAGAAAGGAACCAACACUCAUUAAGGGGUAAAUGUGAGCUGUUGUGCUGCUUCCGUUUGAAAGGAUAAGUAUCUACUGCACUUUCUAUGCGAGCAGAGGGUCGUAAUAAGUACCUUUGCCAUAGAGAGCCCGAAUAUCUACAAUUUGCUAGCCUAACUGAAAUAAUAGCUUCAAGCAAUUGUAGGGUUGGUGCUUUACUUGUUUUUUCUGUUUGUGCACUGAGGUUAUCUUACUGGGGCUUCUCAUGACUCUCUGAUUUGAGUCGAAUGAGUGCCAAGAUUUCUAUUUGGUGACCGUUUUGAAAAUGGGCCAGCUUUAAUUCUGUUGUUCAGGGGGAGAUAUUUUAUAAAAUGUAGAAGAACAAGAGUAAGAAUUCUGAUUAGUAUUUCUGAAAGUGAUCGACAUGCCUAUUUAUUGUCACUUAAUGUACAGCGAUCGUUAUUGAUUGAACAAUGGCAUAAAACAUUUGGCUUAA